This is a messenger RNA of Colletes gigas, 1134 nucleotides long. RefSeq names its product short stature homeobox protein 2-like. Gene Ontology annotation, molecular function: DNA-binding transcription factor activity, RNA polymerase II-specific; sequence-specific double-stranded DNA binding. Bases 1 to 1134 code for a protein of 377 amino acids. The transcript is spliced from 4 exons. Lineage: Eukaryota; Metazoa; Arthropoda; Insecta; Hymenoptera; Colletidae. Gene Ontology annotation, cellular component: nucleus. Gene Ontology annotation, biological process: regulation of transcription by RNA polymerase II. The record is from RefSeq and is a predicted model, not a curated record.
AUGGAGCAGCUCGCCCAGUUCGUAUCCAAGAGUUUCGAUAACGCGAGCCUGCCGGGCGCCGAGCACCCCUGCAGGUCCGCCGAACGGCCGCCGUCCGCGAGGAUCACCCUCAGUGUCGCGCACCUGCUCGGGGACCCGGCGGAGAACAAUCCCAAUGUCGGCGCGACGACCCGCGAAUCGGCUCAGGAGGCGCCUGGCGUCGACGUUGGCAGCGUCGAGGAGCCGCCGUCGCCGGAAGGCCGCCUCCAGCCGGAGGAUCUCUCCGUCGCGACCAAAACUAAGGAGGUCAAGGACGCUGGCAGCGUGGCUGAGACACCACCGCCUCUCAAGACACCGGAGCUGAAACUCUCGGUGAGGAAGCUGCUGGGCUGCAGCCCUUCGCCGCCGCCGAUCACCAGGGACCGAUCACCGAGUCCUGAGAGCUGCGUCGAGCUGAAGAGCCAGUCAUCCAGCGACUCCAAGACGCCGACGGACCUCAAGCUGUCGUCCCAGGUUUCCAGGUCGUUGAUGCAGGGUCAAGAGGAAGUCAAAGGCUCGAAUUGUCGCAACAACGGAAACGGGAACGGCAAGCAGAGAAGAUCCCGGACGAACUUCACGUUGGAACAGCUGGCCGAGCUGGAGAGGCUGUUCGACGAGACGCAUUACCCGGACGCGUUCAUGCGGGAGGAGCUCAGCCAGAGACUGGGACUGAGCGAAGCGAGGGUUCAAGUUUGGUUUCAAAAUCGACGCGCGAAGUGUCGCAAACACGAAAGUCAAUUGCACAAAGGGGUAGCAAGCGGAUUGGUGCUGGCACCACGUAGCCCUCCAACCAGCCUGGAGCCUUGUCGAGUGGCGCCCUACUUGCCAGCGUUGAGGUUGCAUCCCCCGAUGCAAGGCACUGGCGGGAACGUAACCGCGGCAGCAGGCUCUGCCUUCGACCCGGCGGUCCUCCAUUACGCGGCAGCCGGUGGACUCUUCUGUCUACCGCCGCCGCCGCCACCGCCGCCGACCUCCACCCACCCGCACCCUCAUCCCCUGAGCCUGGCGGCAUCUCUGGCCGCGGCGGCGGCUCGUUCCAAGAACAGCAGCAUCGCGGACCUCAGGCUGAAGGCCAGACGACACCAGGAGGCACUGGGUCUCGACAGGCCCGCGUAA